Messenger RNA from Exophiala bonariae, 1797 nucleotides. RefSeq lists its product as uncharacterized. The record is from RefSeq and is a predicted model, not a curated record. Lineage: Eukaryota; Fungi; Ascomycota; Eurotiomycetes; Chaetothyriales; Herpotrichiellaceae. Gene Ontology annotation, cellular component: nucleus; cytoplasm. The coding region runs from base 1 to 1797 and encodes 598 amino acids. The transcript has a single exon. Gene Ontology annotation, biological process: mitotic DNA damage checkpoint signaling; protein phosphorylation. Gene Ontology annotation, molecular function: protein serine/threonine kinase activity; ATP binding.
AUGGAACAACAAUCGAUUAGCAGGGUUCGAGGUGAAGAUGAGGAAGAACCCCGAGGAACCCCAGAUACCGAGGUUGUUGAAUUAUACCAGACACCGAUGGAGCGUGCACGUAUGGACGGAGACUUUGCCCGCCUUGUACCCGAUAACGACAUUGCGAAAAUGGCAUUCAGCGACUUGAUAACGUUUGCGAAGAGCACUCCGGAAGCUGAUCACUCAUGGUACCGCUUAAUGUAUGUUAACGAAACGCAAGAGGUCUCUGCUACGGAAAUGGGGACCAGCGACGAAGAGAAUACGAGCAAAGAGCAUCAAUUGAUUUGGACUGGACACUACAGACUCAAUCUCACGGAACAAUUUCUCCCUGAGCUUUUCGGCCAAUACGGUAUCAUUAUCGGCGGAGGUAGACAAGAGCUGAGAAAUGAAGGUGUCGAUCUGAAGCUAACUAACAGCAAAGGGAGGCAUCGAGUCCGGGGUAGACAUGCUCGGCUCGCCCUCAGUAGUGAUUCAAAUGCUUGGAUGCUCUAUGUCGAACCCGACAAAGUAGUCCGCUUCAAUGGAGAACCGAUUAAGGGUACAGCUCGGCAUCUCAGCGCUCCUAAAACACAUCUUCAAUUUGGGAUUUUACAAUACUAUUUCGAGUAUACUGGAAUGAGCAACAUUAGGUAUCAUGAUCAACUAGAGAGUCUGCGAAAGUCGAACAAGCUCAGAGGCUCGAUGCAUAAAGCAUUAGAAGCUACUCCUACUCAUAAUCUCACAUAUCUCAAGCGCUAUGUGAUACAUCCCCCUUUCGCUAUGGGAUCAUAUGGUGUCAUCUCAGCUUGUGUUCGAUCGGACGGGAUGCCAUUCGCCGCAAAACGUGUCUCCCGGACUAAGAGGUCAGAAUCAGAGAUCGCAAAUGAAAUUGCUAUGUUCGAAGCGGUUCAAGGCCAUGUGAGUAUUUAUGAUCAACUGCCAUCAGUUAAUGAACUGACUCUGCUAUCUAAGCCUAACACUUGUACCUUGAUUGAGGUUAUUGAAACCAAAUCUGAUGUUAAUGAGAGUCCGAUUGACGAUGUAUACAUGAUACAUUCUCCUUUAGCUGAUGGUUCAUUUGAUUUGCUGCGGCUGUCAGACCACCAGUACGAAGUGCGGCUGGACGCAUUUGGCAAGAUCGUCCACGGUUUGAACCACAUACACAGCAAGGGAUACAUGCACAGAGAUGUCAAGCCCACAAAUUUACUAUUUUGUGGUCCAAUGAGCGAGCCAGCUGUGGCAGAUUUCGGCCAAGGAACACGUGAAAGGUAUUCGACUGAUCAUACGAAAGGGACUAUCUACUAUCUCGCACCAGAGGUGCUUAUACUGAAGAAAGAAUCUGAGAUCCUCGUGUUGAAGAAUAAGAUCGUAGCCAGAAAAUCCGAUGUAAAGGAGGAAAAAUCCAGUAACCCCGAGCUGGUGAAGAAAGAAGUUGAGCUUCUUGAGCUGAAGAAGAAAAUGAAACAGACAGGAUCUAAGGAUAUGACUGGGAUAUCUGGACAACCCUAUGGGCCAAAAGUUGAUGUUUGGUCUUUGGGAAUGGCCGGCUACGAGCUCUUCUUUCGUGGUCGAGGAAAACUCAACAUGAAUCUCUCGGCUAUACAGGUUCAUGACCUCAUGUUGAAGUCACUCAAGGCGAGUAAAUUAUCAGCUGCGCCAGCUCUCUGUGCAAUGUUGUCGUGGGAUCCCGAUCUGCGGCCCACGAUGGAUGAAGUAGCAUCCUGGGCUAUCUGGCCAGAAGCUUCACCUCUUCUAGAUAUCACAACCCGUCAAAAACGAUCAAGAUGA